Molecule: messenger RNA, 1290 nt
Organism: Drosophila willistoni
Lineage: Eukaryota; Metazoa; Arthropoda; Insecta; Diptera; Drosophilidae
Product: protein obstructor-E
Exons: 4
Coding region: 168-869 (233 amino acids)
Cellular component (GO): extracellular region
Molecular function (GO): chitin binding
Source: RefSeq, a predicted model, not a curated record
UUAAACUUAACCAUUGCCACGCUCGCUCAAGUCGCGAUUUUUUGUUAAAUACUUCUUUUUUUUUUGGGAAAAUUUCUAAAAGGAUUUAUUGAUUACAUAUAUUCUGUGUGCGUGUGCGUAACAAGAAAAGAAUAUAAAUAAUAGUGUGUGCUUUACUUGUUUACAAAAUGAAAUUAUUUACCAGUGCCAUUGCGUUAGUGUUGCUAGCGACAAAUAUCUCUGCCGCCGGCUUUGAGUGCCCCAAGCCAAAUGGUCAAUUUGCCGAUGAAGUUCAAUGCGAUAAGUUUCAUGUAUGCGAAGAAGGUGUGGCCAAGUCUCAUCUAUGUCCCGAUGGUUUGGUCUUUGAUCCAUUGAAUCGUAAAGUCAACAAAUGUGAUCAGCCCUUCAAUGUAGAUUGCGAAGAUCGCACAGAGCUACAGGAACCCAAAUCCACCAAAUAUUGUCCACGCAAGAACGGUUUCUUUGCCCAUCCAGAUCCGGCGGUAUGCAACAUUUUCUACAAUUGCAUUGAUGGCGAUGCUCUGGAGACCAAGUGCACUGUGGGUCUUCAUUUCGAUGAGUACUCCGGAACUUGUGUGUGGCCCGCUACAGCCGGUCGUGAGGGUUGCAAUCCCGAAAUGAGACAAUCGGCAACUGGCUUUACCUGUCCCAAGGAUCAGCCCAAGACCGACGAUCGUGGUCAGGUGGUCUCACAUCCCAAAUAUCCCCAUCCCACCGAUUGUCAGAAGUUCUAUGUGUGCCUGAACGGUGAGGAUGCCCGCGAUUUGGGCUGCCAGUUGGGUGAGGUCUACAAUGAUGCCACCGAGAUGUGUGAUGCUCCCGAAAAUGUGGCCGGCUGUGAGGAUUGGUACAAGGAUGAUAAACCUUAAAUGAAAUGGCCAAUAUUUGGCCAAGUGCCGCCCGCCGUCUCGCGCGUCUCCCCUUUCUUUGUUUCUUUCACCUUCUCUCCUUCCUUCUCUUAAACUUUUCUACAUUCGUUUCCCUAUCAAAUCAUAGACACACACACACUCACUCACACACAUCCAUACACUGAUUAAGGAUUCGCGUCGUUGUUAGUCACUUAAAUUUAAUAAGUCUAGCUAGCUGUUAAAUGUAAUCUCUUUUUCUAUUCUUUUAUUCUGUUACUCUGUUCUAUUUAAUUUUCAUCUAUCCCAAACCUUCAGCUUUUCUUGCUCUAUCUAUAUAUUCUGUAUGCUCAUCUCAAGUCUUUUAUGUUUUUCAACUUUCUAUAAUAUUCUUAAAUUUAUUAUAAACAAAACACACAAAAAAUAAACUAUUAUAAAAAUUGUA